Paramacrobiotus metropolitanus is the source of this 3563-nucleotide messenger RNA. RefSeq lists its product as uncharacterized. The transcript is spliced from 2 exons. Bases 121 to 1191 code for a protein of 356 amino acids. The record is from RefSeq and is a predicted model, not a curated record. NCBI's taxonomy places the organism in Eukaryota, Metazoa, Tardigrada, Eutardigrada, Parachela, Macrobiotidae.
AGUACGCUGUACUAGUAACAGUUGGUGAACUGCCAGUUGGUAACUCGCUUAGUAUGUUUUUUUUAUUCGGCAAACGCUGUGAGUGAGUGUUGUUUAUCAGACUUUUAUGAAAAUUCAGUCAUGAGGCGCUCACUGUGGUUUAUUUUUGUUAUAUCUUGUAUGUUUCGUUUUACAUCCGGUGAAACAGGUUCCGGCACGGAGCUCGAACAAGACUGCAGUGUGUUGACCCAAGACGAUGGGGGAAUUACCAAAGUGCCAACCGUCCCCGUUUUUUUUCCUUUCCUCACAGAUUUAUUGACGAAGGAAGAAUGUAUUACUUUUGCCACCCUCGGUGAAGAAAAGGCGUGCUCACUUGAGUGGAAAAUUGAGGCUUGCAAUGUUGCCAAAGACGAUUAUUACUACAAAUAUCAUGCCAUGUCCAGAACUUAUCUGAAAUUCGAGUGUCAAGGGGCAAAUCGUUCAGACAUGCUGGAAUUAACGCGUAAUAUCAGCAGCAUUAGUCCCAAUCGUGCUGUGACAAUCCUACUAUCAGAAAAAGGCGGCGCAAGCCACCCGGUACAUUCAGACGUCAUCGAACCCAUUCGACAACAAAUCGUUGAGCUGGCCGUCCUCUCGAAUACGUCAGCCACAACCUACAAGGUCUUCGAAGCCGGUAUCUUGCCAAGAUUGCUCCGUUUCGAAGUGCAAUAUGGCAAUAAUUUGGAUGUGAAAAAGAGAGAUUUUUCCCGCAUGCCGGAAGUACGGAUGAUAUGCUUCAAGUCCUCCAUCAUCGACACACUGGAGCGUUACACGUUUAUGGAUUUGCCGGCUCUGGAAAGUUUGGUGCUGGAGAAGGAGAUCAGUUUUGCGUUGUACCGUAAAGAAAAGUACGCACAACGUAACCGAGGUCGACCCUAUGAGUAUGGACUGAUCAGCAGCGAGGAUAUUCAGAAAGUGCGACGUCUGCAUUGUGACUGUUCGUUUGCCUGGCUCCGGAAUUUUCUGAAGCGAAGGCCGCAUCUCGUUUCCCAUAAAGGGGAGGGUGAAGUAUUUGUUGUUGGCAACUUCUAUUCACCUUUUGUUUUCACCCAGGAAAGUGCAAGUCCAGAGAUGCUCAGUGUGGACUGCGCGCGAGAGUUGACCUACAACAAUAGUAACGGUGACUUGCAUUUCGCAUACAAUACGUCCUGUUACAAUUUAUCCUGCCGCUGACAGCCUGACCUUUCCUCGUUAAGCAAUACGACAAAAUUUAAUUUCACUCUGGCGCAAAGUAAUAAUAGACGUUCCCUAAUUGAAGUUCACGGUUUGGUCUUCAAGGGGAAAACAAUUUUUUUUUGGAAAAACAGCCCUACCGGUCUUCCAGCGUUCACUGAACUUCAAGAACAUCGCUUACAGUUAAUGUACAAUUAAAUGUGGCAUUUAAUUAUGGUUAAUUUUCUUGAGCGGAAGUGAUUCUUUUGUAUUCUACUGGCGCUCUUUGCUUAGCAACAGUCCUGUUGUGGGUUGUACUCCAGAAACGUGCAUACAGAUAGUUAAGUUAUUCAAAGUCUCAGAACAGUUGUGGCUGCAUCCUGAAUUUAUGUAGUUCUGGUUUGCAUGGUUUUUUUUGCACAAGUUCCAGCUAUAUAUUUCUGCUUAUACCAAGAUAUUUCACAUUUAACUGGUCGAUAUUUAUCUCUAUAUUUCACAUUUAAUAUAUAUAUAUAUUUCAUAUAUAUAAUAUAAUAUAUACAGUAUAUAUUUCACAUUUAACUGGACGCGGGCGACCACGUGGCACCGGUCGCGGGAUUACGCGAAGCAAGCGGAUUGCAGGAAGACGUGUGGGUGUUACUCAAGGUGUCACAAAAAAGAAACCAACGGUGGAAGAAGAACUUGCUCAGCUAAAAAGCAAAUUUCGGACCUAUCGGCGUCGGUAGCGACCGUCGUCCCUGCUGUUGACGAUAGCGUUCGAUCCUUCUCACCAGGAACUCGCAAGAUUCGAAUCCAGGAUGCCGGCAAAGUCAAUGCACCGCAGCUCCACCUAUGGGACAUGCCUCCUGUUUCCGAUCCAGGUAAAGAUUUCAAUACAGAUGGCAUUACUGAGAUCGAAUUCAUUGGUACUAGUAGUGCUACAGCCGUAACCCGGAAAGCUGCAGCAGUACUUGAGGCUUUACCGCAGAACGUUAAGAGUCUCUUGCUACCAGUUGAAAACACUCUGCUGCCAAAGCUGUUCAGCAAAAAGGAAUUCGUCCAUCUUCCCGAUCUACUACUGCUCAGCUGUGCUCCUCAAGUGCCGUCUACAUAAAAAAAUCCAGCCGGUAAAAGUGUGCAGAUUCGAGACUCCAUUCAGUGGAUGAGAGCGUUUUCAGUGCUGAAAAUGUAUCGGUGUGCCAUAUACCCUGAGCUGGACUUACCCAUGAUGAAGUACGUAAACCACAUCGCGCAGAUAGCGGUACUGAAAGGAAUCACUACUGACCAGUGGCUUGCCUACGACCGGCAGUUCCGGUUAGCUGUGUGCCGUAAUCCGAACGAUGCAAUGCAGUGGUCACGCAGAAACGAUGAUGUUUAUACUGAGUAUUUAAUGCAACCACUUGGGCAUGACGCUGGUCAACGCACAUGCGAUGUAGUGAAAAAUACUGUGGUUCAGUGCUAUAAUUGUUUAGAAUUCGGACACAUCAGACCUGAAUGUCCGGCAUUGCACAACAGCGCCAGCAACCGUCGUUCUUCAUGGGUUGGGCAGUCGUUUCUCAGCCUCCCCGCUGGUAGCGGGGGAGCAAAAGUUGACGAAGUGUGCCACCUCUGGAAUAAAGGUCACUGCACUACCGGCUUGUUCUGCCGAUCCGGUCGUCAAUACCGGUGCGCAAAGUGUGGUCAACGUGAACACCGCGAUUUCCAGUGCAAAUCAAAAGCAAGCAACAGUACCCAGUAAUAUUAAUACACCGUUGAAAGCCGAAGCCUUGCAAGCCACCUCAUCGAACACCCAGAUCAGGAGUACGUCACACAUGUACUGCACAUAUUACGACAUGGAACAGAUAUCGGCUAUCAAUCGAAGCUUGUCCACGCCUAAUGCUGCAUCUGCACGCAUGUAUUCGGAACAUUAACAAGCGCAAAUUAAUACAGAGAUAUCCUUAUUGCAUUUAGUGGGUCCAUUUACCAUUCCCAGUCUUCAUUGUUAACUCGUUAGUUGUGCGGCCGAAGCCGGACGGCAAAUUCUGCAUAUUAAUGGACGUCUCGGCCGGCAGGUGAAAGUGUUAAUGACUACAUCAGCAAGGACGACUAUACUCUUGCGUUCUGCACUGUGGAUGAUGCGGUACGCAUGCUUAUAAAGCUGGGGGUAGGCGCGUUCAUGGCAAAGUUUGAUCUUCAGCAUGCUUUUCGGCUUGUCCCUGUCAGAUCUGCUGACUGGCACUUAUUGGGCUGUAUGUGCAGUGGUUAUUACUAUUUCGAUAUUGUACUUCCUUCCGGUUCUCGCUCUUCACCGUUUCUAUUCUGUCUAAUCUCAGAUGCAGUACACUGGAUUUUUGUGAAUGUCAGCGGCCAUAUCUUUAUGUUGCACUACUGUACGUUGAUGAUUUCUUUCUUGCAACACCACCUAAUAAGCAACU